Molecule: messenger RNA, 1452 nt
Organism: Vitrella brassicaformis
Lineage: Eukaryota; Vitrellaceae
Source: the annotation of a GenBank genome assembly
CGAGAAGGAGGGGCACACGCGCGCCAAUCAUGGCGAGGGUGACCGCUUGUGGGGGGAUGCGUCUUCAUCUCUGUCGUGUCGUUCAGGAAUCAGAUGGGUUGUGCUCCCUCCUCCUUCCUCCCGCAACCAAAGUCCUUCAAGUAUGUCCAGGUGUUCGUCAAUAGCAUGUCUGGAGCCGUACACCAGAUCAGCUACGACUGCAGCACACAGCUUGUGGAGUUCGCCGAGUGUGUCAGCAAGGUCAGAGGAGAGAGAUGGGAUGGGAUGGGAUGCCACGCACAUGCGCUCUUGCGUGCGUCGUGGGUGUCAAUGUGUGUGUAGGUCUCCGGUACCAGGGUCUCUGAAGAGGAUCUACUAUUAAGCGGCUACAGGAUGAUGGCACUGGACCGCAGCGUGGAGGUCAUGCUUCAGGACAGAGGGGACAGCAAGGAAUCCCCUAUUGUCGUCAUACUUUACGACGACAGCGACUAUUACACUGCACGCCGAUGCAAGGUCCCCAGCUGCAGGGCGAGCCACACAACACACCGCUGUCACCUGUGGUGGGAAAUGAGACGGGCAGACUGACGUCGUCCCACCUGCUUGUGACUGUGUGUGUUUCUAUCUUUCGUGUUUGCAGCGGCGACGAGGACAGCGAUCACCUUCCAGAUCAUUGCCCGAGGAGUACGGUGCUGUACCACCAAACCGGCCACACAGCCGCAAUGGCCAUCAAGGCAUCCGGCAAGAUGCGCCGUGGCCUGUCUGGAAUGGCGGGGCCUGGCAUCUACUUCGCCGAGACUCCACAACACACGAACGAGAAGGCACGAGGGGGCUCUGGGUACAUGGUCACGGCGCGCGUCUAUCUCGGCAACAGCAAACACGUGUACGAUCCGUGCCAUGAGACAUACACGUCCCUCAAAGCUGUAGGCUACGACAGCGUCACCAUUCAGGGGCGGCGGACGGGCACCGAGUAUGUGGUAUACAACUGGGAUCAGGUGAGUCAAUGAGAACCGAAGGGGAAAGGGGAAUGAUCGUUCCAUGUCGGUCAUCCUGCGCCCGCUAUGCUUGCAUUCACACAGGUAAAGGUGCUUGAUGUGUCAACCGCAUGAUGAGAGACAAGUUUUAGCGAGUCAGGAGGAUGGUAUUCAUGUGCCUCGUGUAUAUUUGUGUGUAUAUGAGGACAGGAGCUGUCUGUGGCUGUAGCUUUAGCUGUAGGUGUACGUAGAGGGAAUGAUGCACGUAUCCAUCGAGUGCUGGCGUCGGCUGCUCUCGAGUAACAGAGGGACGGGGGGAGAUAGGGUGGAAGAGCGGGUCUUAUUGCUCACGUUGUAUUGUGACCUAUCGUGAUGUGUGAUUUCCAGAGGUCAUUUAGCGAGGCAUGCAUGGCACGCAGCGCCAUCUGACAAGAGAUGCUACAUGAUGGAUGUGUCAGGCGCGUGUUUGUGACAGCUUUAUGCACGUCUGAAGUGAACUUGC